AUGGGGAAAGCAACACACAUCAUCCGCUUCGUCGCGAGCGAGGACAACCGCAUUCACCUGGGCCAGUUGGUUGACACGACUCGAGACGUUGGCCUGGAUAGCGUCGAGGGCAAGGAAAUCAAGGCCUACCUGAUCAACGGCUCGAUAUUCGCGCCCGAGGUCACAGAGCAUGUCUACACGGUUAAGCAGCUGCUGAGCCCCGUGUCGAUGGAAGACUGCAACUACAUCCGGUGUUUGGGGUUGAACUAUAUGGAUCACGCAAAUGAAGCGAACAUGGCCCUCCCCAAGGCCCCCAUCCUCUUCACCAAGCCGCGCACCGCGCUGGCCGACCCCUACCCCGCCGUGAUCCCCGUGCCCAAGGCCGCGCAGGACGGCACGUCGGACUACGAGGCCGAGUUGUGCGUCGUGAUCGGGAAGACGGGACGAGACAUCCCCGAGGACAAGGCCCUCGACUACGUCCUGGGCUACACGUGCAGCAACGACGUCUCGGCGCGGACGAUGCAGAUGUUGACCACGCAGUGGUCGUUUUCCAAGGGCCUGGACGGCAGCUGUCCGCUGGGCCCCGUGCUGGUCACCAAGGACGCCAUUCCCGACCCGCAGGCUCUGAAAAUUAAAGCAAUAUACAACGGCCAGGUCGUGCAGGAUGGGAACACCAAGGACAUGAUCUUCCCCAUCGCCAAGCAAAUCAGCUACCUCUCGCAAGGCACGACCAUCGAGGCCGGUACUAUCUUCCUGACUGGCACGCCCGCGGGCAUCGGCUUCUUCCGCAACCCGCGCGUCGUGCUCGAGCACGGUGGCGACAUCCGCAUCGAGAUCGAGAAGAUUGGCACCUUGGUCAACAAGGUGCGGUAUGAGGAGUGGUAA
This is a messenger RNA of Fonsecaea erecta, 864 nucleotides long. RefSeq lists its product as hypothetical. NCBI's taxonomy places the organism in Eukaryota, Fungi, Ascomycota, Eurotiomycetes, Chaetothyriales, Herpotrichiellaceae. The transcript is spliced from 3 exons. The record is from RefSeq and is a predicted model, not a curated record. Bases 1 to 864 code for a protein of 287 amino acids. Gene Ontology annotation, molecular function: catalytic activity.